Molecule: messenger RNA, 2341 nt
Organism: Vitrella brassicaformis
Lineage: Eukaryota; Vitrellaceae
Source: the annotation of a GenBank genome assembly
AAAUGAUGUGCGCAGGAACGUAGCUGCGGCUGGCUCCCCAUCUCCCCACUCAGUCUGCCCCAAACAAGGGCAAACAGUCGUGGUGUUAGGAUAGUAAGAGGGUUCGCUCCCUGGUGGAAUCGAAUCAGCCUCUCUGACAGUGUCUGUCUUAUCGCUGACGACAAUUGGCUGACGACGAUGGAGACCCUUAUCGUCUAUUCGCUGUGGGCGCUGUCAACGCUGGGCUUCACUCUCAUCUCCCUCAAGAGGUCAAAAGGACCGAGGGACAGACGAUAGAGAAAAGAGAGAAAGUGUCCUUCCUCUCUCUCUCUCUCUCUCUCUGUGUGUGUGUGUGUGUGUAUGUGUGUCAGGCUUGUGCUGACGUUCUUGUGGAUCAUCCAGUCGUUCAUAUCGGUGCUUGUCCAUGAAGUGGCCGACUCCGCCGUGGCCUGCGGCAUGGCCAUCACCUGCGCCUGGGCUAUCAACGUCGGCUGGUUCAGCGCGCGGCUGGCACACGGCACACUUUGGCAGUCAAUCCUCACGUAGGACACACAGACAGAGAGGCCGCCUGUCCAACCAAGCGGUUGGUGCGGAUUGUCUGUCUGUCUGUCUGUGUGUGUGUCGUCAGAUACUGGCAUCAGGCGUUUCCGAACCAGCCGAAGUCGGUGGUGUCAUGGUGCGUGUUUGUGGGUGACGUGAUGCUGCACCCCCUGAUGCUGUUCCUGCUGCUGCGGUACACCGACGAGAUCUCCCCCAUCCAGGGGCUCAUAUGCUUCUUCUCCAUCCGGCUCUACCUCCUGCUCAUCGAGGGCGGCUGGUUCCCCGACGGACACGCCCUCAAUGCCCUGUACAAGUUCCUGCCGCCACAGCCCGAGCACGUCUUCUACUCUAUGUAUAUCGGUCAGCCAGCCGACCCCCACACACAGAGGGAAAGGAGAGGAGAGCGGACGCAGUUAGUUAACUCGUGUGUGUCGGUCGGCUGGUGUGUAGGUGAGGUGGCAGCGGAGCUGUACAUUCUCUUCGGCAUCAUCCCGUCCAGCGCUCUCCGCUUCUCUUUCCGCGCCCUUGUGGUCAUGGCCUGGCUCUACGGCCUCAUCUACACCGGCAGGCGGUCAUGGAUACAGCCGCUCAAGAGGUUCCUCCUCCACACCACUCAGCACAGGAGGAAAACCGCCGACGCCUUCCCUUCAGCCAGUGGUGUCGCUAGCGACGGUGGAGCGGGGGCUGUGUGCGGGGGGAAUGGGAAUGGGAGCGGGAGGAGCGACCUGUGCGGGUCGCCGCGUGUGAGGCGGAUGAGGGCCUGCCACUCAGUGCCCGAUGUGCACAUGGUCAGUGAGUGUGUGACCAUCACACCAUUUUCGUGGCGCGCAAUGUCUCUCUCUCUCUCUCUCUGUGUGUGUGUGUGUGUGUGUGUGCAGAGCGGAGUGGCGGUGUCGGCGCGCAAGCUGGUGGAGGCGACGUGGACCCUCGCAGGGGCCGACCUGUUGAUGCCGGUCGACGACGGCCGGCUUCGCUCGACCUCGCCGUCGGGCCCCCUCAGCCCUCUGCUGCCCACUGGCACCCCAGGGCCAGGCGACAGGACAUGACUGACACACGCACCACGGACGGACGGACGGAGAGGGGAGAGAGAAUUUGGCUAGCUGCGGUUCGGUGGUUGGCUUGGCUUUGCUUGGCUGGUGCGGCUGAUGAUUGUUUGAGGGAUUGUGGCAUGGCAUCGAUUAUGACUUGCUGGAGAGAGAGCUUCACUGCUUGCUGGGCGGACGGAGCGGCCUGACUCUCUGCUCGUUGCCGUCCGCUCCUCGAGAGUGUGUGUCUUUUUUGUGCCGUUCGUCCGUCUGUCUGUCUGUCUGCCUGUCUAUAGAGUGAUGCGCAUCGCGUCCAUUGAUCCUUCAUGUGCCCGAGGACACGGGGGGGCCGAGCGCACUCUAGUGACUGACGCCCUCUCCCUCUCCCCUUCACGCAGCCUCGCUUGUUUCUUUGUUUCUUUGUUUAUCUCUCUCUCUCUCUCUCUGUGUGUGUGUGUGUGUAUGGGUUUGCUUUUCAUCCGGCCUCUUUUUUCCGGCACUCGUCGGCCAUUUGCGUCCGUCUGUGUCUGUCUGUCUGUGUAUGGUCGGUGUUGCGUCAGUCAGGUGUGUGUACUUUACGUGGGGCGCCGGGGAGUGUCACUGUGUCGGUGUGAACCGCUUGUGGCCGUGGCCGUGUGUGUGAUCUUUUUGGGCUACCUGAAUGACUCACUGGUGGAUGGAUGGAUGUGGCGGCCGGCCGUCGGUCAGUGCAGUGGCUGUGCUGCAUAUGGCCAGCUGCCCGGCCACCACCCAGGGUGGCUUUGGUGUGUUUGGUUGGCGUGUACGUGUUGCGCAGG